Messenger RNA from Plectropomus leopardus (leopard coralgrouper), 1872 nucleotides. RefSeq names its product biliverdin reductase A (gene blvra). Gene Ontology annotation, biological process: heme catabolic process. The record is from RefSeq and is a predicted model, not a curated record. NCBI's taxonomy places the organism in Eukaryota, Metazoa, Chordata, Actinopteri, Perciformes, Serranidae. Gene Ontology annotation, molecular function: biliverdin reductase [NAD(P)H] activity; nucleotide binding; zinc ion binding.
GUGCGCUUGUUAUGUCACACUCAGUGAGGAGAGCACAACAGCAGCUAGAUUCAGCGCGAGGGUCACAGAAGAGCUCCAUAAAAGCAGUUUCUCAGGCAGGAUGUUGGGAGCGGUGGUUGUCGGCAUUGGCACAGCAGGUAGGGUGAGGAUUAGAGACAUGGUCUCUCCUCUACCCGGCAGCACUGCAGAGAAACUCAGUGUUAAAGGAUUCAUAUCCAGGAGAAACCUGGACCCUCAGCAGGGAGUGAGUCAGAUCUCAGUGAACGAGGCUGUGAGCAGAGAGGACAUUCAGGUGGCGUUUGUCUGCACUGAGAAUAUGUCGCAUGAGGACUACAUCAGAACUUUUCUGCAGGCAGGGAAACACGUGUGUGUCGAGUAUCCAAUGACUGUGAACUACAAGGCUGCUGUGGAAAUGUGGGAUUUAGCCCAGGAAAAAGGAGUGAUUCUCCAUGAGGAACACAUCGAGCUGCUAACAGAAGAGUACAAACAGCUGAAGAGAGAGGUAGAGGGAAAAAUCCUGCAGGAAGGGACUCUUCAUUUUACUGGUGGAGCUCUGAAACCUGGAUUUGGUUCCCAAGUUUUCAGUGGCAUUGCUCGUCUCACCUGGCUGGUUGAAUUGUUUGGUGAGCUGUCAGUAACCACAGCAACCAUAGAAGAAGACUCUGCCAACAACUACAGGAAGACCACUGCAAAGUUGUUGACAUCUGACAACAGACCUCUGACAUGGAUCGAAGAACGGGGACCGAACCUCCCCAGGGCCAAAAACAUCAACUUCCAGUUUGACUCCGGCUCUCUGACCCAGUUACCUCCUGCACCCGGAGGGGCUGUGGGGCUCUUCAUGCAGGACCUGAUCCACUUCUCGGCCAAGCUGGCAGGACAAGUGAGUCCAGAGGAGCUCCAGAGAGAGAAAAUCCGGAUCCUGCACUGCCUGCAGCUGGCUGAAAGGAUAGAUCAGCUCUGCCAGAGAUAAAUGGAGACUCUCCAACACGUUCUCAUCCCAACUCGUCACAUGCAGCCGCUCUGUCAGUAACCUUCUGCAUCUGCUAUGGACAUUUUAAUUAUCUUUUGCAUCAUCUGUUUAGGCUCCAGGAUGUCAUUAUCUUGACGUCAACAAAUGCACAUGGUGGGAUGAUGCAGCACGUCGUUAUGUUUACACAACAGUACAAACUGUCAUGAUGACAAAAGAGGCACGAUGGUAAGGUGUAGGAAAAAAAACGCACACACAACCACAUGAGAAGCAAACUCCAGACAUCCGCACAGAAGUCGGUUGUUUGUGGGACCCAUCAACCUCCCUCCCCACAUGCCGAGUAAGUGCUCCCGUGCUCCUUAUUUUACGUGGUUACUAGCAGCAUUACUACCUGACACUUCCCUUCAGCGUUUCAUGAGCAAGCGACGGGUUAAGCCCGUCUGCAUUCUCAAGUGACGCCACCCGUGCGCAUUGCAUUUGGACGCACCCAACGCCACCGGUUCUGUCCAAGCACAUUCUCACGCCGUAAGCACUGCCAGAGCGGCACUAUUUGACGAGUUCGGAGUGAGAACAGUCUGGACUCUCUAGUCAGUGAUUGUCAUUAAUCUUGUUGGAAUUUUAACAUUUAUUUAUAUUUCAAGGCUAUUUCAUCACCAUGCCCUUAAGUUUUCUAUCAUAUGUUGUGAAAACUAGUCAAGUAUGAAACAGUGUUACUACAGAUAGUAUUGUCAUUUCAUCAAAACAGAGAUUGCUACAGUUUGAAAGCUGAACACAUCCUGACAUGAUCAGCUCAUAUUAAAACAUUGGUGCCUGAAAGAACACUGCAAACAUCAUGUAGAGCAGGGGUCGGAUGCAUAAAACUCUACUUAGACUGAUGACUAACACUGCAUGCAAAGAGGCGGAAA